This is a messenger RNA of Closterium sp. Naga37s-1, 1986 nucleotides long. NCBI's taxonomy places the organism in Eukaryota, Viridiplantae, Streptophyta, Zygnematophyceae, Desmidiales, Closteriaceae. The record is from the annotation of a GenBank genome assembly.
AUGAGCCGUGAGUGUAACCUCAUUGUUGACCAUACCGAGAAGGGGAACGAGGCCACGGCGGUGGGAUCGACAACGGUGCACACGAUCCUCGGGCGCAUAAAGGCAUGCCAGAUGGCGGCGAGGGUGGAGGCGACGCUGUACCGGGAGAAGGAGCUGGGCAUCAUGAGGGAGAUCUCGGUGGUCAGAUCGGAGGUGCGGUUCAACGUCCGCACCAAGAACGAGAGGGACCUCAAGAAUUGCGCCGACCGUCGACGCGGCACCAUCGGCGAUACCUAUACCGCCGAACAGUUCCGCCAGAUCAUGAUGAAGGUGCUGCCGACAUGGGCGGCGGCGGCGUGGAACCCGCGGGCAACCACUCCGUCGCAGACGCUGUGGAGAUUCCUGCUCGUCAAGGUGCUCACGCUACUCUCCCACCACUCUCUCCUGCGCGGCGCCAGCAUCCGCGAGAUCACGCUCCCCGACGUCUUCUUGUACCAACUGGCGAGCACCUCGUCGGUGAACCCGGAUAGCCAGCCUGUCGUCAUGGUGAUCGCCGCGCGUAACUCUAAGACUUCCAAGGAUGCCCGUCUUCAGCAGAGCUACGCGGUGCGACACCUGGAAGCAGAGUUGUGCGCCGUCGACGAGACCGGCUUGUGGUUGCACUUCAUCCUCGACCAGAUCGGUCAGUUCUCCGGCGUCGACUUCCUUCCGCCGCUUGACACCACUGAACGCGAACGCUGGUACAAGAAGCAUCUCUUCUUCGCCAAAAUCGACAAGGAGCAAGACGAGCUCCCCGCCGCCAGCCACCAACGUUGGACUCGGCAGAUGUGGACGACCAACAAGGUGUUCUGCAAAAGGAACGUGCACGCCGCCCGCGCCGGAGGUGCGCAGGAGCUAGCCAUCGAUGGGACGCCGCGCGCCGAGAUCGCCGAGCUGGGACACUGGGCUCUCGACAAGAUGACGCGUGCGUACAUCACGUCCAUUCCCGUGGGGGUGGUGAUGCGGAAGGCCGGCUACUCGGGAUUCAAGCAAGACUACUUCUUGGGGCGCAGCAGGGUCCCGCCUUCCAAAAAACUCCAGGACAUCCUCGCCGAGCACAUCUUCCCCGGCGUGGAUGCUAUGCUGCGCGAUUAUCACAACAUGUCCCUCAAGGAGGCGCUGAAGAAGGAGAUAGAGCGCUCCGCGCUCGAGAAGCUCGACCUUCACGAGAAGAUCGAGAUGCAAAACGACACCAUCGCGUCGCUCACCGCCGAGCUUGCUCGACUCGCCGAGGCACUCCGUGUGUCAGACGCACGGAGAGUGCCGGAGUCUCCGCCGUCGGCGACCGAGCAAGCUCCGAGCGAGGGUGGCUCCGCGGACUCGGCCAACACGGGAGCCGGAGCCAAGGGAGGGGAUGCGAAACCCCCGCCACCCCCUCAGACGGGAGAGGAGGCUAGUUACGAGCUCAACGUGGUGCAACCUUGGCGGGAGGCAAAGACCGUGCGGGACGCUUGGCGCCUCUGGAACUCCGCCACCGCCAAUGACACCCGUCGUCUUUGCGACAGGGUCGCCGAGCCGGGGUUCAUCGACCGCCACACCCUCCUCAGAGGCGCGACGCAGGGUGCACUCAACAUGAGGGUGCGCCGCAUGCUGAAGGCCAUGGAUGCGGUGCGCCAGCUACGCUCGAGCGACGGCGAUGCCGACACAGAAGCUGUGGUCGAUGCACUGAACAAGAUCGCGGCACCAGGCAUUGGGACCUUCUGCGAUGCCCUCACGGUGCUCAACCCGGGAGCGGCACCGACGAUGUCCAAAGCGGCUGGCAUGGGCGUCAAGGGGCUUGCCCCCAAGGUGGUCUCGAAGCUACGCCUUGCCUGUGCGCUGGUGGCGCUCGAGCUGAAGCCGAGGACUUGGGUCGCCCGCCUGUUUCCAGACACCUGGGAGGAGCAGAUGCCGAAGACCGAGGCCGACUUGGCCAAGCAGACCGCACCUGCGCAGCGUCCUCCGACGAAGCGCAAGAAAUCGGCAUAA